Molecule: messenger RNA, 1032 nt
Organism: Homarus americanus (American lobster)
Lineage: Eukaryota; Metazoa; Arthropoda; Malacostraca; Decapoda; Nephropidae
Product: DNA-directed RNA polymerase II subunit RPB1-like
Exons: 1
Coding region: 1-1032 (343 amino acids)
Source: RefSeq, a predicted model, not a curated record
AUGCAUGCCAGACACCCCGGCAUGCGUGCCAGACACCCCGUCAUGUGUGCCAGGCAACCCGCCAUGCAUGCCAGACACCCCGUCAUGCAUGCCAGACACCCGUCAUGUAUGCCAGACACCCCGGCAUGCAUGCCAGACCCGGCAUGCAUGCCAGGCAACCCGCCAUGUGUGCCAGACACCCGUCAUGCAUGCCAGACACCCCGUCAUGCAUGCCAGACACCGUCAUGCAUGCCAGACACCCCGUCAUGCAUGCCAGACACCGUCAUGCAUGCCAGACACCCCGUCAUGCAUGCCAGACAUCCGUCAUGUACCAGACACCCGUCAUGCAUGCCAGAACACCCCGUCAUGCAUGCCAGACACCCCGUCAUGCAUGCCAGACACCCGUCAUGUGUGCCAGGCAACCCGCCAUGUAUGCCAGACACCCGUCAUGCAUGCCAGACACCCGUCAUGUAUGCCAGACACCCCGUCAUGCAUGCCAGACACCCCGGCAUGCUGCCAGGCAACCCGCCAUGUGUGCCAGACACCCGUCAUGCAUGCCAGACACCCCGUCAUGCAUGCCAGACGCAUCAUGCAUGCCAGACACCGUCAUGCAUGCCAGACACCCGUCAUGCAUGCCAGAAGCAUCCGUCAUGUAUGCAGACACCCGUCAUGCAUGCCAGACACCCCGUCAUGCAUGCCAGACACCGUCGCCUGCCAGACACCCCGUCAUGCAUGCCAGACACCCCGUCAUGCAUGCCAGACACCCCGUCAUGCAUGCCAGACACCCCGUCAUGCAUGCCAGACACCCCGUCAUGCAUGCCAGACACCCCGUCAUGCAUGCCAGACACCCGUCAUGCAUGCCAGAACACCCGUCAUGCAUGCCAAACACCCGUGUGCAUGCCAGACACCGUCAUGCAUGCCACACCCUGCAUGCCAGAACCCCGUCAUGCAUGCCAGACACCCCGUCAUGCAUGCAGACACCGUGACCAACAAGGCAAGAAAACAAGCACUUGUGUCGUCAUUUUAAUCAAGCGCUCACGGGUAUUCCUGUAG